GUUUUAGAUGCAAUUUAUAUUGCGCAAGCUUGCUUAUGAUCUCAACCCAAAUAAUCUGCGAUACUUAUUCUAUAUGGUAACACCCAAUGAGACGACUUACGAGAGUAUGGAGAAAGUGCCCAAUUUUCUCGAAUCGACUACAACAUGGAUGUUUUUCCUCACUGUUAUGGAAUAUCUGCUUCUGGACGAGAGAAAAUAUGCAUUCAAUGAUACCGUCACCUCCAUCAACGCCGGAAUCUUCUCUCUACUUAUGAAAGUAGGAGGACGAUUUCUCUCAGCUGCAUUCUACGAGCCGCUCUACGAGCGAAUUCACAUCAUUGACCUUCCAAAGGAUUCACCUUACACAUGGAUUCUGUGCUUUUUCACUCAGGAUCUGGUAUAUUAUCUGGGACAUAGGGCUGUUCAUGAGGCUGGCGUGUUUUGGUCAUUUCAUCAGAUGCAUCAUUCUUCAGAAUAUUACAAUCUUAGUACAGCUUUGAGGCAAGGCGUGUUCCAGGACAUUGCCACGAUGGGUUUUGACUUGCUACAAGCUACUGUCAUUCCACCAAACAUCUUCCUUGUUCAUCGCCAUCUUAAUCUUAUCUACCAGUUUUGGAUACAUGCAAAUGCGGUUCCAUAUUUGGGGCCACUGGAAUACUUCUUCAAUACACCUUCCAGUCAUCGCGUUCAUCAUGGCAGAAAUCCUUAUUGUAUCGAUAGGAAUUACGGUGGCACAUUGAUUAUCUGGGAUAGAUUAUUUGGCACUUAUGAGCCAGAACGUAAAGGAGAAGAGAUAGCUUACGGUCUGGUCACACCUGUCGCAUCAUUCGAUCAGCUAUGGUGCCAGUUUUUCGAAUUUAAAGCACUCGGAUAUGACAAGGGACAAAUGAAAGACGAAAGCGGAAGAGAAAUCUUUCCGGGAUUCUGGAACAAGAUAAAAGCCGCCCUCUGGCCUCCGGGCUAUUUUCCGGGUGUCAAAACGAAAUACUUUUUUUCGUGGCUCUGUAUGGCUGACAAUACCGAAGGAAUACCAAAAGUCGAAAAUCCUGUCAUUCCUUAUAAUCCACCACUGAGUGCUCCACUUCGUUACUAUUUACUAGUUCAAUGGUUGUUUUUGAUCGGAUACUCACUACAAUUUGACGCUUAUCGACAAUUUAUUUCAUGGCCAUUGUUUAUCACCCAUCUAAUAAUUCUAGUGUUGUUUUUGCAAAUAUUUGGUUAUUAUUUUGACCAAAGACCGUUCUCCGUUAUUUUCGACAGCUGCAGAUUGGCUUUCUUCAUAGUGCUUGGCCUCGUCUUAUGGGAAGUAAACGCAGUGAUCUAUGGAGUCGUUUCGCUGGCUAUUCUAUCAUUGCUUAAUUCUACAGGGAAUAUUGUAGCAAUCAAGAAACAUACAUAA
This is a messenger RNA of Cylicocyclus nassatus, 1378 nucleotides long. Lineage: Eukaryota; Metazoa; Nematoda; Chromadorea; Rhabditida; Strongylidae. The record is from the annotation of a GenBank genome assembly.